Aethina tumida (small hive beetle) is the source of this 1169-nucleotide messenger RNA. RefSeq lists its product as uncharacterized. The record is from RefSeq and is a predicted model, not a curated record. The coding region runs from base 208 to 630 and encodes 140 amino acids. The transcript is spliced from 4 exons. Gene Ontology annotation, biological process: regulation of synaptic transmission, cholinergic; sleep; positive regulation of voltage-gated potassium channel activity. NCBI's taxonomy places the organism in Eukaryota, Metazoa, Arthropoda, Insecta, Coleoptera, Nitidulidae.
CCCAUAGAAAACCCAGUCGCCAACGUUGCCAACCAAUGAUCGUGCAUCCCCCACCAUCUAGCAGCAGAGCAGUGCUGGUGAUUCAAGCGACGCGAAAAAGAUCAGAAAGAGCCUAUAGGGGUUUCGAAAGUGAAAUCGUUCAGUGUAUAAUUCGACUGUUAACCAAAUCGUUCGUUGUUGUUCCCGUUUAGCCGGAGAAUAUUGAAAAUGAAGUGUUUAGUGGUGUGUUUGUUGGGCCUUAUGGGCCUUAACGUAGCUUAUGCGACGACAUGUUACUAUUGCGAUUCGUCCAAGGAAGUGAGUUGCAGCUACGGAAUCGUGUCCUUCAUUUACCCCACUAAGGACUGCAACGAAGGCCUUCUCGGCAGUUUGCCCCAGAGUUGUGUCAAAGUGACCGCCACAAACAAGAAUGGCGAAAGCUACGUGGCAAGGGGGUGCGUGCCGAGCAUCGGCCAGAGUGUUUGCAAUGCGAUCGUGAAGAGCGCCGGUUUCUUCACCUCGUUGGAGACAAAGGACGACCUGGAUGUGAACUGUUACACCUGCGACACCGACAAGUGUAACUCGUCGCAGAGGAUAGCCGCCACCACGUUCGUGGCCAUUCUGAUCGCCCUCGCCGCUUUCAUGUUCUAAUCGCGUUUGCCAAAGUACAUAAUCAUCGCUGGAAGCUCUAUUCGUAUUUUAUAUAUGAAACCAUUUCCGAGUUUUCCCUCGUAUUCGUUACUGUUUUAAAAUUUUGUUUCCAUAUAGGUAUAGUUCAUUUAUCCACAGACGAGGACUGUUGCAUGAUUUUGUGUUGUUAAUGUCGCUGGUUGGAUAGGAAAUCACGCGACAGUUCCUUUUGAACCGAACAAUUUUGAUAUGUUAGAAAUUUAAGUGGGGAACAACAACCGUAACGCACAAUUCGAUUUGUAGACGACCAAAACUGUAAUGUAUGUGUCGUGGUAUAUUUUUCAUAGAACGGGUGGCCUACGCUUUUUCUGAUUAAGUUUUGCAAAAACAGACCGGGACGGCUGUUGUUCUUCGACCAGAGUUUUCUCUAUUUUUAUAACGAAUAUACCUAUCUAUUGUUAGCAAUAUCUACAAAAUUUAUAUGUAUACUGUCAAAUCUUUAAACUGAACUUAAAACUGUAUUAGAAGUCUAGAUUUAUUUAAUAAAGUUUUUAAUUUUU